GCUAAUAUUUAUAAAUUGAGUUAGAAGUUCGAUCGUAACAUAAAAAAUUUCGAGUGAGUAAAGUCAUUCGAUGACAAACAUCGCAAGUAAGAAAAAGAAAUGGAACUGGUUGGUGGCUUUAGCUUGUUUCUGCACAAUGUUCACCACUAUAGGAGUUUUACGUAUAUCGGGAGUAUUAUACACUUCCAUCACUCAUGUAUAUAGUGUUUCGAGAGAAAAUGCUGCAUGGCCUUUCUACGUUCGUAGAAGUGUGGGUCUGUUUACUACGCUAUCUUCUGGUUUUCUGAUGCAAUAUUUCGACAUUCGUACACAAGUUUUUGCAGGCAUUCUCUUAUGUUCUUUAGGACUUGGCCUUUGUUACUUGGCAGAAGAAGUACUCUUCAUUACUCUAUCGUUCGGAAUCAUGUACGGAAUUGGUUCGGGCGUGGUUAGAACCUCAAAUGUAAUCAUCAUCAAUCGUUACUUUUCCCAAUAUCGAACAAUUGCAACUGGGUUAAUCCUUUCUGGCACAUCCUUAGGAUCUUUUGUCUUUCCACCUUUCGCAGAUUUUCUCAUUCACUUUUACGGACUAAGAGGGAGUUUCUUAUUAAUUUCUGGAAUUCUACUUCAAGGUUUGAUAGCGACUUCUUUAUAUAAAACUACGACAGUGCCUAGAAGGAAGAAAUCAUUGGAUGUUCCGAAGAACUUAACAACACUCGAAGAAGAUUGUAAAAGUCAUCAGUCCAAAACAGCUGAUAACGUUCGGGAGAUAGAAAUAAGAACAAUUUUUGAACCCAAACUAAUCAAUUCGAACGAAGAGGAAAGUAUUUCCAAUAAGCAGAAUUCUUUAAAAGAAAAAUCUAACACGAACAAGUUCUGCUUAGCAUUAAUGUCGUAUCUGCAUAUAUUUAAGUUUCCUAUGUUUUAUGUCAUCUCUGUAACAUCUAUCAUAGCUAAAAUAAGUUUUUACACUUUUAUCAAUACUAUAAUCGAUUUCGCUAUCGAUUGUGGAAAUUCGCGACAUAACUCUAUCUUCCUCCUGUCUGCAUCUUCGAUUUCGGAAGUGAUUGGUCGUUUAGGAUGCGGAUUUUUCAUAGAUUUGAAAGUUUUAAAGAGACAAACAGUUAUACAAAUCUCCUUCGUUAGUUUGGCUUCUAUUUUUGCAAUUAUUCCAAUAUGGAAUAGUUAUGGGAUGUUGAUAACUGCGACUAUUUUGAUCGGUAUCUUCGCUAGUUGUUUAAUCGUUAAUAGCUCUGUGUUAUAUACAGAGUAUCUUGGUAUUGAAAAUCUUCCUUACGCUUACGGAAUUGAGACAACAUUAAGUGGAUUAAUCGGCUUUCUUUUACCAUUGUUCAUAGGUUAUUGCCGCGAUGUCAUAGGAAGCUACAACUUAUUAUUUUACGUAUUUGGAAGUCAGCAUUUAUUUGCUGCAAUUUUAUGGUCAAAAGAGCUCGUUAAAAGAAGUCUUUUACUUUGUAAAUGUCAAUAA
Centruroides sculpturatus (bark scorpion) is the source of this 1468-nucleotide messenger RNA. RefSeq names its product monocarboxylate transporter 12-like. NCBI's taxonomy places the organism in Eukaryota, Metazoa, Arthropoda, Arachnida, Scorpiones, Buthidae. Gene Ontology annotation, biological process: transmembrane transport. The record is from RefSeq and is a predicted model, not a curated record. Bases 71 to 1468 code for a protein of 465 amino acids. Gene Ontology annotation, molecular function: monocarboxylic acid transmembrane transporter activity. The transcript has 4 exons.